This is a messenger RNA of Brienomyrus brachyistius, 2220 nucleotides long. RefSeq lists its product as uncharacterized. The transcript has 4 exons. Bases 348 to 872 code for a protein of 174 amino acids. The record is from RefSeq and is a predicted model, not a curated record. NCBI's taxonomy places the organism in Eukaryota, Metazoa, Chordata, Actinopteri, Osteoglossiformes, Mormyridae.
AGCUCUUUAGAGCCAUCCAAAGGAAGGGGGGCAGGGCUUGACUCUGCCCACACGUCCCAAGCUCCCCCCGAACAGGCACACACAUCCACACGCCCGCUCACUCGCUCGUCACUCUCCAUGCGCCCUCCAGUGCACCGACAGACUCCGACUUCUGACCUGAAAACCACCACAAAGCUUUAUUUGCAGAAGUUUGUGGAAGAUCCAACUGGCUGCGUGUGCUUGUGUAGGCGUGUCCUCAACCUGCACCUCACCCCCCCCCCCCGCUGACCAUCUACCUGGGCACUGCACCGCGCCCCAAAGUCGGCCUGCUGUGUUGCGUGGAUCGCGUGAGAGGAAGAGCUGUCACCAUGAUGCCAGGCUGGACGCUGCCGUUACUGCUCCUGUGUGCCCUGGCUGGGCCCCUGUGCUCCGACACGCACGCAAGUACUAUCGUGGUACCGACCAAUGAGAGUACAACUACCCCGGAGGUCACCUCCAUGACUGCAGUCACCGAAGAGCCCACAGACAGAAGUACGACAUUCUCUCCUAAUGCUACAGAGCCAUUUGUUACCUCGAACCUAACAGAGGCUCCGGAAAUCACCUCCACGGUUGUCGGAGAUACAGAGGAGAAUACAAGUGUGGAUUAUACCACAGUAACUGCCACAGAUACCACCUUCACUGACAGCUCCACAGUUGUCGCUACAGUGAUGGGGGAUGGCGGAUACACAACUGAGAUGCCACACUUAAAUUCCUCACUGAUUAUAGAAGAUGAUGAGGGUGGCCUGAGCACAGGGCAAGUUGUGGGCAUCGUGAUUGGCUCGCUGGUGGCUGUAGUGGUCGUCAUUGUGGUGGUGGUGAUGGGGAUGCGUAGGAUGGGCCAGUACUCCCCCUGAGGAGAAAAACUACCUGGCAGGAAGAGCAGUGUUCUGGGGGCUGAGAGUUUUCCAUAAAGACUACUGAGUGAUGUCAUUUCCUGUCAUGAAAUUCUCCCAGCUCUCAGACUUGCCCAGCUCCGCUCUGGGCCAUUACCGACAAGGCAAGCAUCUAGGCCUGCUCCUGUCCUGACCUACAUCUAACAUCCACCAUCAACCAAACACCAGCUUUAAACCCCCACUCCUACUUUUGGAUCCUAGGUUAAAAAAAUGCAGAUUUUUCACAUAGAUCAAGUGCAUCGCUAAACAAAAUAUGUAACAGGGUCCAGUUUGUGCGAUGUGCGGGAAAUCAGGUAAAAUGCGACAGGGUUUGAGACGGCUUGUAACUGGCGAUACGUGCACUGACCCACGGCGUGCUAAUGCAUGCUGGGUUUCUGUCGAUCUGAGCCAGAAUACUCGUACACUGAAAAUGAGAUUAUCUGACGUUUCAUGGUCUUUUGUAGGUGAAACUAGGCAUCUAGGUAACUUACAGAACAUUACAUACAAGUACACAGUGCAGCUCAAGCUAAUGUGGCCCCAGACACAAUAAAGCCUCGCAUUGUCACCCCAGCCCUGUACUGAGACUCCGUAAAGCAAUCAGUUCUGCGUAUGUUCUAGUACAGUGCUGCUGCCUGGGCUGCCUUGCCACAGACAAACAUAAAAAUAAAAAAACAUAAUGUCUGAAAACUAGCUGAAUGCCACUCAGCAUUCUCUGAAUAAAAUUUUGGGUGUUUGAAUGUCCUGUUUGUCACUUGAAAAACACCCUUUUCGUCGAAUAAUUAAACAAUUGUCCUUUUCAUUGGAUGGCUUCAACAAGCACCCUUUUUAUUGGAUAGCUCUGCAGAUUUAACUAGAACACGUUGCAUAUAAGGUUGUUAAUACACAUUGCUAGCAUUGAUGGUGUUAUUGUUACUUUUGGUUUCUCGACAAUGGUAUAUCUGUACCUGACCAGGUAAUAUGCAAAAGCAUUCAUGCCAAUCAUUUUCAUUCAGUGCACAUGCAUGGAAACCUUCGGGUGGUGAUGCUGCACUUACUGUCAGUAUUGUGUCAAGUAGAAAAACACCAACAUUGUUCAGUAUUAAUGAUCAUUUUCAGUAUAGCUUAAUUCUGUACUGUCUUAGAGUGCUGCCUUAACGCUGCCUAAAGAAAACAUGUAAUACUUCAAAACUCUUAGUCAUUUUAGUAAUUUUCAGCUGUUCCUGCUUUGUUGGACCCUGCUCCGAGUACAAAAUCUGUACCUUUAGUGUGCCAUCAGAUUGAGUACAUUGUUUAAUUUAAUUCACGUUUUCAGUUCACAUUGUCUCAAUAAAAAUGUGAAAACACACAAUAA